Molecule: messenger RNA, 1470 nt
Organism: Auanema sp. JU1783
Lineage: Eukaryota; Metazoa; Nematoda; Chromadorea; Rhabditida; Rhabditidae
Source: the annotation of a GenBank genome assembly
AUGUUGAGUUUGGGAGAUUCCUCAAACAGUAAUGCGAAGGAGUCCAUACAAGAGGGGAUAGAACAGUUGACCAAAAUGGCUUCGCAGUUAUCGGAUGAUUCCUCAUCUCAAUCUCACGAUACAAGAAGCGGAAGCUCUGUAAUGAAACAAGCAGCAAACCGAAUUCCUGAUCAAGGUUUUAUAGAUAUUUCGGUCACGCCAGUUGAAAGUAGCUAUGUUCUAUUCAUACAGGUGGUUUUCCCAUUCGCAAUAGCUGGGAUGGGAAUGGUUCUUGCUGGUAUUGUGCUCGAUUGGGUACAGAAUUGGCGGUUAUACAAAGAAGUUCCUGAAAUUUUCAUACUCGUUCCUGCUUUAUUGGGCUUGAAAGGAAAUCUUGAAAUGACGUUCGCAAGCAGACUGUCAACCAUGGCGAAUCUCGGUUAUCUGGAUUCUCCACAACAAAGAAAGAACGUUAUCACUGCAAAUUUAGCUCUAAUCCAAGUUCAAGCAGCAGUUGUUGCUUUUCUCGCGUCUUCCAUAGCCAUAGUACUCGCUUGGAUACCGAAAGGAGAACUUGAUUGGUCUCAUGCUGCUCUCUUGUGUGCGUCGUCUUUGGCAACGGCCUGUAGUGCUUCGUUAAUAUUAAGCCUACUAAUGUCUGGUGUUGUUCUAUGCUCAAGAACAUACAAUAUAAAUCCUGAUAAUGUUGCUACUCCUCUAGCCGCUUCGUUCGGCGAUCUAACUACGCUGGGGGUAUUAUCCAUGUAUGGCUCAUUGUUCCUCACAGCGCAUGAAACUGAAUCAUGGCUUAAUGUUAGCAUUAUAUUACUAUUUGUUCUACUCACUCCGCUAUGGAUAAGAGUGGCAUUGACAGAUGAAGGAACAUCAGAAGUUUUGAGCAAAGGAUGGUCUCCUGUGAUUUUCUCUAUGUUGAUCAGCAGUGGUGGUGGUUUCAUUUUAGAAAAUGCUAUAAGAGAAUUUUCUUCCAUGGCUGUUUUUCAACCAGUUAUCAAUGGUGUUGGUGGAAAUUUGGCCGCCGUUCAAGCUAGUAGGCUCUCUACAUUUUUCCAUCAGUCUGGUACACUCGGCGAGCUUCCCAAUGGGUGGACAACCUCACGUUUUACAAGUUUCAAAAGGGCUUUCUUCAGCAAAGAUUGGGAUUCGCGUUCGGCUCGCGUUUUGCUGUUCCUUGUAGUUCCAGGUCAUAUAGUUUUUAAUUGGUUCAUUCGCCUGCUCCACAUAGGUUCGAGUGUUCCCCCUCACGGCGCUUUAUUCACUAGUUUUUAUCUGAUCGCCGCCAUGAUUCAGGUUGUGGUUAUUCUAUACGUUUGUCAAUACAUCGUUCCUUUGAUGUGGAUGAAUUCUACCGAUCCUGAUAAUGCUGCAAUCCCAUACUUGACCGCUCUAGGAGAUUUGCUGGGAACUCUUCUAUUAUUUUUUGUUUUCCUCUUUCUCAGUGGAGUUGACGCGAAAGAGAUUGCAUCCUCUUGA